AUGUCACUAGUAUUUUGGAAACCCGGAACCGUCGGCCCAGGCAGUAAUCUCGACAGAGCAUCCGAAACAGAAGAAAAUGUUAUCCCGUCUGCUCCAAAUAAUUCGUACAGUCAACGGGAACGCCUUCCGAUCUUUAAGCAUCGGGAGAAGCUACUAUAUUGUAUCGAAAAGUAUGGUGUAGUUGUCGUCGUUGGACAGACAGGCUGUGGUAAAACUACUCAACUCCCGCAGUAUCUUCUUCAGGCCGGCUGGGCAGAUAAUGGGCACGUUGUUGCGUGCACUCAGCCCCGUAGAAUUGCUGCAACGUCGGUAGCAAGCCGAGUCGCCAAUGAAGCUGGAACCAAAUUGGGAGAUGAAGUGGGAUAUACCAUUCGUUUCGAAGAUGUCAGCAGUAAGGAGAAGACGCGCCUACUUUACAUGACCGACGGGAUGCUCUUUCGCGAAACUCUGGUCGAUCCCCUGCUCAGCCGUUACAGCGUUAUAAUGGUCGAUGAAGCCCACGAACGCAGCGUAUAUACCGAUCUUCUGCUGGGGAUAUUGCGAAAAAUUCGCAAGAAGCGACCAUCCCUUCGUAUAAUAGUCUCAUCUGCGACCUUAGAUUCAACAAAGUUUCUCGAUUAUUUUUCUCAAGGGACUUCUCCGGAAGAGGCCACAAUCAUCAGUUUGGAAGGCCGCAUGUAUCCUGUGGAAGUAGCCUACCUCCAAGAACCAGCCCCGGACUAUGUCCGUAAAGCAGCUGAAGUUGCUUGGAAUAUUAAUUUACAGCAAGGUCCUGGGGAUAUUCUUGUCUUCCUUACUGGACGAGAAGAUAUUGAUAGAUGCCUGCAGGAAUUGUCAGACAUGAUACCUACCUUACCCUCUCGUGCAACUCGUUUGAUACCGCUUCCACUGCAUGCUGGCCUAACAACGGAUGAACAACUUCGGAUUUUUCAAUCAGCUUCCCCUGGAACAAGAAAAGUCAUUAUAUCCACCAACAUAGCAGAAGCUAGCGUAACGAUUGACGGCGUCAAAUUCGUCGUUGAUUGUGGUUUUGUCAAAAUUCGUGUGUUCAAUCCUACAACGGCCUUAGCAUCGCUAGCAACAGUUCCGAUAUCUAUGGCUUCUGCUACCCAACGGGCCGGCAGAGCGGGACGAACUUCACCUGGUGUCUGCUACAGGCUAUAUCCCAUGUCGGUUUUCAAGAGGCUGCCAGCAACAACAUCCCCAGAAAUCACACGGACCGACAUGACGACACCCAUUCUGCAACUCAAGUCACUGGGGGUUGAUGAUCUCAUGAAAUUCGAUUGGGUCUCUGCGCCUCCUGCAGAAACUGUCCUACGAGCUCUGGAAGGCCUCCAUGCUGCUGGCAUGAUCGACGAACAUGGCAGACUGACCCCCAUCGGCGAACAAGUAUCGGAAUGUCCUGUCGAGGUGGGGAUUGCGCGCAUGUUGUUCCAGUCGAAAGAAUACAAAUGCGGCGAAGAAAUCCUAACUAUUGCUGCAAUGACGGCGGUUCAAGAUGUUUUUGUUAUUCCGGAUGGGGCCGCCGGCGCCUUGGCCGAGCUAGAAAGAAGGAAGUUUACAGCAGAAGAAGGGGACCAUUUCACUCUCCUCAAUGCAUACAACGCAUUCACGAGAUAUGGUCGAUCCUCUGGCUGGUGCAAGUCCCAUGCACUGUCCUUCCGAGCCAUGUCUCGUGCAGUCUCAAUCAGAUCGCAGCUGAAAAAAUACAUGCAAAGGUUCAAUCUGCCGCUCGAGAGCUGCGAGGGGGACUCAAAGAGGUUAGCCCAAUGUCUUGUUAGUGGCUAUUGGCGGAACGGUGCUCGCUGGAUGGCAGAUGGGACAUACCGCUCUGUUAGAGGAAACAUGUUACCUCCAGCUUCAAGCCGACCAUUUGAGAUGGGCUCAAGCCAAUCAACGUCCAACUCUUCAGACGAGAAGGUCUUCCAGAGUGAGACUCCCAUUUCAUUCUCACCAGAGGUUGUGAACCAACUCUCCGACCGCCUUGAGUCUCCUGAAACGACGCCUGAACGGCAGUCAAUUCUGGACUCACACAUUGUAGCAAAGAUCCGGGACGAGCUUGAACACCUGAAGAGGGAUGAGGAGGUCGUCCGACAAGAGAUAGAACGGACACUUGAGAGAGAGAAUCUAGACCGGGAAAAGGCUAUGGCUGGCGAGGCGUCAGAGGGAGACGGGAGUGCAACUGGCGAUGUUCGAAAUAGUGCGGCGCUACUUGGCGACCUUGAAGAAGUCCGGGCCAAGAUUGAAAAGUACCAGGUCAACAAGAAGUCGGCUGAAUACCCAGAGGUUGAGGCUAGUGGUGCUGCUGUAUCUGAAUGUUACAGAAAAAACAACGACACGCCUCUUAAUUGUUGGCCUGAGGUCACUAGAUUCAGGGCGUCCGUAGACAAGCUAGAGGAGCAAUACUUCAAGUCGUUACAAUGA
This is a messenger RNA of Cyclocybe aegerita, 2424 nucleotides long. Lineage: Eukaryota; Fungi; Basidiomycota; Agaricomycetes; Agaricales; Hemipholiotaceae. The record is from the annotation of a GenBank genome assembly.